Molecule: messenger RNA, 788 nt
Organism: Effrenium voratum
Lineage: Eukaryota; Dinophyceae; Suessiales; Symbiodiniaceae
Source: the annotation of a GenBank genome assembly
AGCGCAAUACCUGGCUCAAACUUGUUGUCCAGUUGUGCCUGACUGAGAAACAAAUUGCGAUGUGCGACAUCGUGUGGAACCUGUUCGACGCAGCCAGUUCGGCCACUGACGCGGCUGCUGAGCUAGUUUGGGACCUGCUUGGGGCUGCCAGCAAUGCCGCUCAGUGGUUGUUUGCCGACAACUCUGAACUGAUGUGUCAGCGCUACACCUUCCGCGAUUUGCUCGACAUCAUGGAGGCUGGCAGCAUCAUGUUGCUAGGGAAGGGUGGCAACAGCGUGGUCAUCCGCGCCGGGCCGUCCAGCCAGAAGGUGGCCAUCAAGGCGACAAGCUCAGAGGAUGCCUUGAAAGAGGUGGAGGUACUGGGCCGCCUACACCACCCGAGCAUCAUUGGUCUCCUGGGAUUUGUGACUGCUAGGCACGAAAGCUUCUUGGUCUACGAGCUGGCAGCAUUGGACCUGUUCCAAGCUCUUCGCGGGCCCAGGUUUGAUUGGCAGCAACGGCUGCGUGUGCUCCAGGAUUGCGUCGCUGGGCUCUGCUAUCUGCACAGCUCCUCCCCGAAGGUUCUUCAUUGCGACAUGAAGUCGACGAAUCUCUUUGUCGACCACUCCGGGAGGGGCAAGAUCGGAGACUUCGGGCUGGCGGUGCGUCUAGAGCCGGACGCAUCCAGCGCAGUCAUGCGGCCAUGUGGGACGCCCGGCUAUGUUGACCCGAGCUUCCUAGCAUCAGGACUCCCAGCUGAUGUGGAGGCAGCAGUAGCCACAUCAGCACUGGUGGGUCCCCCAACGAGG